Messenger RNA from Zophobas morio, 3114 nucleotides. Its product is annotated as glucose dehydrogenase [FAD, quinone]-like. The transcript has 5 exons. Bases 1118 to 2974 code for a protein of 618 amino acids. Lineage: Eukaryota; Metazoa; Arthropoda; Insecta; Coleoptera; Tenebrionidae. Gene Ontology annotation, molecular function: flavin adenine dinucleotide binding; oxidoreductase activity, acting on CH-OH group of donors. The record is from RefSeq and is a predicted model, not a curated record.
CAUAAGAUUCACAAUCAUCUUGACUCAUGGUAUCACCUGCAGCUAUACAGGGGGAAAUCCACACAUUUCGGGUUCUUUUUUCCUGAUGGUUACAACCCAGUUGACACUAAAGUCAUUAAUUAACAACCACCGCAAAAGCCACACUAACCCCCCCCCCCCAAUCCCCACCUCACCAUCCAAAGUAACUUAAAUAACUAAAAAAAAAAUGAAUCGCUCUACUCAUUAAGCGCAUCUUUGACGUCACAACUCGUCAGUGUGUACUCUACGCAAACAUCCUGAGGAUAUAGAUACGGAAACCGACUAUAAAUUGGCAGUCGCUUCUUGCAAGACUGCAAAAUCGAACGAAAAUCCGCCGCAAUGAAGUUCCUCGUGUGUGUAGUGUUGGUGCUGUCGGCGGAAACCAUAAUAAGCAGCGCACAGCAAGUUUGGUUGGCCCCGUGCAAGGCCGACGCGGAUUGCGAUAAAAUUGUGAAUGCAACCUGUGUGAACGAGUUUUGCAAUUGCGGGGGCGAAUUCUUGGCUUGCCCCUGCAAGGAGGGAUUUAUUGCCGCGAAGAGCAAGAAAAAGUGCUUGAGGAGCGUUGGUACCGUUUUGGGUACUCGUUGCGAUAUCUCUGAUGACUGCAGUCGAUCAGAUCAGGAGACCAUGAAUGGGUUAGUGUGCUCAGAUGGACAAUGUAAAUGCGGGGAAAAUUACACCGAAGAAAACGGCCAGUGCAUAGGUACCAAUUCCGGUACUCCUUCAAGCACAUCGAGACUAAAAGACUUCGCAGUACCACCAGUGCUCCUCUUGAGCUUCAUCACGCUACUGUUUAGCCACAAUAGUUAAUUUAUGUCUAGCUUGUAGUUAUUUAUUGUAAAUAAACAAAUAAAACGCACUAUUACAACUUUAAUCAUCGUGGUACCACCAACACGCAUUCAAAUCGCCAGUUUAACCGAGAAAGCUUCAACUAUUCACGUACACAUUCCCUCUCUAUUUACAUCACUAAUUAAUCCAAGAUGUGCAAUAGUACCACUUAAGGAGUCGUCCUUGACUCCAACCGCCCCAUUUUAACCAUUUCUCCAUAUUGUCUGCAUAACCAUUUAGUCUCAUUCGGCGAUUCGGCAAGUUAACACUUAUGCAACACAGUCAAGGUUACCCAGUACUUAGUAGUACCGCGCUCAAAAUGUGUCUUCGGACGUUAUUGUGGCUUGCGGUACUCACCAGUGCUAGUGCCCAAGUGACGAACUUGCGGUCGAUCUUCCGCGACGGUACUAUCCCAGAUCCCGCACUGCAACCAGAGUACGACUUUGUGGUGGUCGGGGCUGGUUCUGGAGGCAGCGUGGUGGCGAAUCGUCUCACCGAAAACCCUCGAUGGUCGGUUUUGUUACUAGAAGCCGGAAACGACGAGAUUUUUCUGACGGAUGUGCCUCUCAUUGCGUCGCUUCAGUCGAUUACGGGGUACAACUGGGGGUACAAGAGUGUCAGGAUGAAAACGGCGUGCUUGGGGUUGGUGGAGGGACGGUGCAACAUGCCUAGAGGCAAAGGGCUUGGUGGUACCUCCAUCAUCAACUUUCUUUUGUACACCAGAGGGACCAAAAAAGAUUUUGAUGAGUGGGAGAAGCUCGGGAACCCUAACUGGAGCUACGACGACGUACUACCAUACUUUAUAAAGUCGGAAAAUUGUACCAAAUGUAACGAAAUCGACGAAAGGUACCAUGGAAAGAACGGCUACUUGAAUGUGGAACACCCAGGGUACGAGUCGCCCCUAGUUAAACAAUUUAUCAAGGCAGGGGAGGAUUUAGGUUACAAGAACGUAGACCCUAGUGGACGAACGGCGUUGGGUUUUUCGAAGGUGCUGGCUACCAUGCGCGACGGAACCCGCUGCAGCGCCUCCAAAGCCUUUCUUAAACCCAUCACCUCCAGACCCAAUCUCCACGUCUCCAUCCGGUCCCGGGUGACAAAAAUUUUGAUCGACCCUAACACUAAACAAGCCGUGGGGGUGGAAUUCUAUAAGAAUCGCCGCAAACACGUGGUGAGGGCUACCAAGGAGGUGGUUUUGGCGGCGGGGGCUAUCAACAGCCCCCACUUGCUUAUGCUUUCGGGGGUAGGUCCCGAAGAUGUUCUAACAAAGGUGCGAAUUCCCGUUAUCCAGAAUUUGAAAGUGGGGUACAACCUCCAGGAUCACAUGGCUAUGUCUACGCUGGCCUUCUUACUAAAUGAGUCGGUGACGGUGUCCGACCGCAGUGUCCAGAACCCGGUGGACAUCUUCAACUACUUGUUAAACGGUCGAGGACCUUAUACGAUUCCCGGGGGUGCCGAAGCUUUGGGGUUUGUGCAGACGAAGCUGUCGAAGGUCGAGGAUUAUCCAGACGUGGAGCUGGUUCUAGGAGCGGGGGCGCUGAAUGGGGAUGUCUUUGGGAGUCUGAGGAGUCUGUUAGGGAUUCCGCAGGGUUUGUUCGAUCGGGUGUACCGGCCCUUUAUGCAAGUACCAGCGUUUAGUAUCGCGGUGGUACUGAUGAGGCCGAAAAGUCGCGGCAGGGUGGUACUCAAAGAUGGAAACCCGUUUCAUUGGCCGGUCCUAGUACCCAACUACUUUGAAAAGGAGGAAGAUGUGAAGGUUAUGGUUGAGGGGAUCAAAAUGGCAAUUUCCAUCAGCCAAUCCGAACACUUCAAGAAAUACAACGCCACCCCAAACCCGAUCCCGUUUCCGGGCUGUGAAAACACCCCCUUCAACAGCGACAAGUACUGGUCUUGCGCGGUCCGCCAAGUCGCGACCACCUUGGGUCAUCAAGUAGGCACCUGCAAAAUGGGCCCCAACACAGACCCGGACUCAGUGGUGGACCCAGAGCUGAAGGUCCAUGGUAUCAGGGGACUGAGAGUGGUGGACGGGUCCGUAAUGCCCAACGUUGUGGCCGGGCACACCAACGCGGUCAUCAUGAUGAUCGGAGAAAAGGCGUCAGACAUGAUUAAAAAAGAGUGGGGUUGUAAAUAGCGAGUAGGAACAUAAUAAUGCUGACGUCACAGACUAUGGUGUGUCGAUGUGAUAAUAAGCUACCCAGAGACAGUCACAGUUUAUACGCUUACUUAAAUAUAAGUUUAAUGUAAUAAAUAAUACAAUGUUGUUCUAUGUCA